Molecule: messenger RNA, 1037 nt
Organism: Ipomoea nil (Japanese morning glory)
Lineage: Eukaryota; Viridiplantae; Streptophyta; Magnoliopsida; Solanales; Convolvulaceae
Product: palmitoyl-protein thioesterase 1-like
Exons: 12
Coding region: 1-924 (307 amino acids)
Cellular component (GO): intracellular membrane-bounded organelle
Molecular function (GO): thiolester hydrolase activity
Source: RefSeq, a predicted model, not a curated record
AUGGCGUAUCAUUUCUCACCAUUGUCAUUAUCAGUUCCGAUUAUGCUUCUAGUUGUUAUGUUCACUUCCAUUCCACUCUCACAUUCUAUACCGUUCGUCAUCCUCCACGGCCUUGGAAUGCAAUGCAAUGAUCAAGGAAGCAUAUUUUAUCAGUCUUCGCUUAGCAUGUUGACUGGGAUUAAAGGAACAUGCGUGGAAAUUGGAAAUGGAGCAUAUGAUUCCUGGACCAUGCCAUUGGAACAGCAAGUUCAUAUUGCUUGUGAGAAGCUUAGAAUGAUGCCAGAACUUCAACAAGGUUACAACCUUGUUGGACUCUCCCAGGGAAAUGUUGUAGCCCGAGGAGUGAUUGAGUUAUGUGACGAUGUGCCACCUGUUAAGAAUUUCAUCUCAAUAGGAGGCCCUAAUGCCGGCGUCUCUGCAGUACCUGCUUGCAUUACUGGUCCCUGGUGUGCUGCUAUUGGUUUCUAUAAUGGAAUGGGAGUCUACAAUGACUAUGUUCAAGCUCGCUUGGCUCCCAGUGGUUAUACCAGGAUUCCAAAUGAUAUCCCUGGAUACUUGAGAGGCUGCAGAUUUCUGCCAAAGAUAAACAACGAAAUCCCCAGCGCGAACAACGCCAUCCAAAAGCAGAGAUUCACCAGCCUGCAAAAUCUUGUUCUCAUCAUGUUUGAAAGCGAUGGCGUUGUCAACCCGCCUUUAAGCUCCUGGUUCGGCUUCUAUCAAGACGGGGAUUCCUCAACAAUCCUGCCUCCACAGCAGACUAGAUGGUACAAGGAGGAUUUAUUCGGGUUGCGAACAUUGGAUGAAGCUGGAAAGGUUAAGUUCAUCAAGGUGCCUGGAGUUCACCUAGUAAUAACCAUUCCUCAGUUGCAGCAGCUUGUUGUCCCAUACUUGGUUGAUUCUGCACCAGGAUUUUUCCUCCCCUAGACUUUUGAGUGCACUGAAGACUAGGAUAAUUAAUUUAACUUACCUGGUUUUAGACACUAUAUAUGGUUUAGGUAGUUUAUUGGUAUUAUUGAGUAUGAUCUAUGAUCAAUAAC